UCAUGGAGGACGCUACAGAACGGACCGCUCUGCUAUCGGGGAGCCCGAAACCAGCGGCGAACGGCUCUCUGUCGGCGGGACGGAACGGAUCCCCCGCCCGCCCGAAUGGCCGAGGCUCCCCGGUGCCUGUGGCCGUAGGGGACCGGGAUCGGAUCACGCUAAGAUGGGCGGAUAUACACGUGAGCGCGCCGGCAAGGGGUGGUGGGUGCUGCCGUAAGGCUAAGCCGGAAGACUUGGAGCCGAUUCAUAUCCUCAAGGGUGUGAGUGGGACUGUGGAACCGGGAACGUUGUUGGCCAUCAUGGGAGCCAGCGGCGCAGGCAAGUCCACCUUACUGAACGUGCUGACUUACCGGAACAGGGGAAACCUGUCGGUGGAGGGCACCGUGGAGGUGAACGGUCAGCCAAUCGGAAAGGACAUCACCGCCGUGUCUGCUUACGUGCAGCAGGACGACCUGUUCAUUGGUGUUCUCACGGUCAGGGAACAUCUCAGGUUCCAGGCCCGACUCCGGAUGGACAAACACAUUCCACAUGACGUCAGAAUGGCGCGCGUCGAGGAAGUCAUCAUACAGAUGGGUCUGUCUAAAUGUGCGGACACGAAGAUCGGGACGCCCGGUCGGAAAAAGGGCAUCUCAGGGGGAGAGAUGAAGCGACUCGCCUUCGCCUCGGAGGUCCUAACCAACCCGCCCCUGAUGUUCUGUGACGAGCCCACCUCAGGCCUUGACGCCUUCAUGGCCGAGAGCGUGGUGAACACACUACAGGGUGUGGCAAACCAGGGGAGAACUAUCCUCUGUACCAUCCACCAACCUUCAUCCGAAACAUACGCCCUGUUCGACCAAGUGUUGAUCAUGGCAGAAGGCCGCGUGGCGUACAUGGGACCAACCAGCGAAGUCAUCGACUUCUUUGGCAGUGUGGGUUACGCCUGUCCUCCAGCCUUCAACCCAGCCGACUUCUUUAUCCAAACUCUUGCCAUCCGACCCGGGAAGGAGGAGAAAUCACGAGACAGAGUGGAGAAAAUCUGUGACCAGUUCCAGGAAGUCAGGGAAAACAAGGAUUCAAAGAAGCAACUUGCGGCCAACCAUGUGGACUACGGGGUUGUUGAGGAUUAUUCAUCGAGAUCUCGGUACAAGGCCUCCUGGCUACAACAGUUCCUGGCCAUGAUGUGGCGAUGUCAUCUCCAGAACACCCGGGACCCCAUGAUCAUGGGAGUCAGAACUGGACAGGCUAUCUUUGUAGGUUUGCUGGUUGGCAUCGUGUACCUGCAGAUUGAGUACAACCAGGACGGGAUCCUGAACAUCAACGGAGCACUCUUCCUCAUGCUGACUAACAUCGCAUUCUCUCAUAUCUUCUCUGUUAUCAACGUGUUCCCAGCUGAGUUACCCAUCUUCAGACGUGAACAUGGAAAUGGGAUGUACAGAACAGACGUCUACUUCCUCUGCAAAACUAUAGCCGAGUUGCCAUACUUCAUUGUCCUACCAUUGGGAUUUACAGCAAUCUGCUACUGGAUGGUUGGUCUGUAUGCUGGUUGGCAGGAGUUCCUGAUCUGUUACGCCAUCAUCACCAUCACAGCCAAUGUCUCAGUCUCUGCAGGUUACAUGGUAUCGACUAUCAGUCCGUCUGUUGAUGUUGCCAUGGCAAUAGCAGCCCCUAUGCUCAUCCCACUCAUGCUGUUUGGUGGGUUCUUCUUAAAAGCCAACUCAGUACCUGUGUAUUUCAUCUGGCUGGAGUAUAUUUCCUGGUUCAAGUACUCCAACGAACUGCUGUGCAUCAACCAGUGGUCACCAGUUGUCAAUAUCACUUGUACAGAAGGGAUUCCGUUCUGCCUGGAGACUGGGAAGGAUGUUCUGGCGAAUCUCAGCUACGAUGAGGACAACUUCUAUGUGGACCUGUAUGCACUGAUUGGUCUGAUGGUCGGGUUCCGUCUGCUGUCCUUCAUCUUCCUCCUCAUCAGGUCAUGGAAGGACUAAAGGUCAAGGUCACACAGGGGUCAAGGUCAUGGGGGGUCAAGGUCAAGAUUACAUAACAGGGCCAAGUACAAUAUUGGUUUAGUAGUCAUAUGGAGGAAGGCUGAGGUCAAAUUGUAACCUCAAGGACAAUUGAAGGGGUCAAGGUCAUAUGAGGACAGUCAAUGACAAUUGAAGGGGUCAAGGUCAUAUGAGGACAGUCAAUGUCACAUUCAGGAAGAUUGAUGUCAUGUAGAGGUAUAAGGUCAUAUGCAAUUUAUAAGACUUGGUGCAAUAAGGACCAAAAUGGGCCAUUCCUGGAAAGAUUUUCAGUAAGUUCAAUGUGUGUAUUUUGGAAUCAUACUUGUUGAAGUUAAUACUUUAGAAUGUUACUAUUUAGUUGAAUCCCAAUACAGCUACAAGCAGCUAAAAUGUUGAACUCAUACGGCAAUUCAAAGACCAACAGAAAUUAUGAUGCAAGUUUCAUAUUGUCUUUAUUUCAGAGUUUGAAACAGAUGCAUUGAUCAUGCAUGUAUUAUAGCAAAGCUUAGAAUGACCCAUGAACUACAUUUGUAAGGUGCUUCGGGCAAAAUGCAAUGAGAGGAAACUGGUUCCUGCAAAAACAAAAAAAGAAAGAAAACAAAAUAUGAAUCUCUUGUAACUAGACUUAGUCCAUUUUAUAUGUUUUUGUAACAAUGAUACUAACUCCCAAUGGUGCCUGGAACAUCUUUGUUACUCAACCUGGUUUUGAUUACCCACAAUAUAUGGAUUACCAUACACAGCAACAAUUGUAUAUGAAAAAAUAAAUAUAAAAAAACUUGUAUAUUUGUCUGGAUGCAUGAAUGUACCAUCUGUGCUGGUACAUUCCAUAAUAAAGUUUGUACUUGAAUUCA
This is a messenger RNA of Branchiostoma belcheri (Belcher's lancelet), 2833 nucleotides long. RefSeq names its product protein white-like. Gene Ontology annotation, cellular component: plasma membrane. Gene Ontology annotation, biological process: transmembrane transport. Gene Ontology annotation, molecular function: ABC-type transporter activity; ATP hydrolysis activity; ATP binding. The transcript has 20 exons. The coding region runs from base 3 to 1964 and encodes 653 amino acids. The record is from RefSeq and is a predicted model, not a curated record. NCBI's taxonomy places the organism in Eukaryota, Metazoa, Chordata, Leptocardii, Amphioxiformes, Branchiostomatidae.